AAUAACCCUGGGUGGGAUCCUCUGCCUGUUCCCCUCACCCCAUCCAGACCUGUUCUUUGCUUGGCUCCUUCCUCCCUUGCACUGCUGGUCCCCCACUGUCCCCAGAUUCCUCUCUUAGCUGCCACACCGGCAGCUCCAAAUUUCCCCUCAAGCUUUAACAUUAAACAGUAAGUAUUUAUUUAAUUUGAUUUUCCGUUUUCCUUAUCACAUCGGAUGACCGGAGGAUGAAAGAUCAACACGUGAAUAUGGAAUAAUUUACUUCGUGGGACAUGGACAUUUUUUUCUGUAACUAAUGAGUUGAUUUGGAUUGGAUAUACUGAAGCUAUCCCCAGUCAGCUCUACAUGAGGAGGCUUGGUUCAUCUCUCUGAGAUAGUCUUCACAUCACCAUGGCUGAAGGAGCCAAACCCCCCUCGGUGAGUGCAGCCGGGGGCUCCAGCAGAGCUUCACAGCCAAGCUCUCUCAGAUUGAAAGGUCUGGAGCUCCUCAGAAAGGUCAAAGUCUCUGUGGAGCUGCUGAUUGCACUGGCUGCUCUCCUGUCCUGGGUGGUGGUGGGUGUGGUGAUGUUUGACUUUGUAGAAUACAAAGCAGUACCAGAUGUCCACCAAAUCAUUACGGACCCUGUCCAAGCUGUGAACGACGCUGUAGAUGAGGUAUCCAGUCUCCUCAAAAAGUUCCAAGAAUGUGCUCCUGAUUUAAGUAACCCCUCAUCUGCUGUGUCUUACGCUGCUGAAGAGGUUAUAGAAGCAAAAGAUGCAUUUGUUCGAUAUUUUUCAGAUGACGAAGGAACCUUCUACCCCAGCUACAUCAAUCCUGUAGUAAUUGGAAGAAGAGCUUUCCAUUCAACCAAUGACUUCAUGUGUGGGAUGAUUGGCUCCUUCAAGAAUACACUGUGUGUUAUUGUGGAUACUGUAAUCAAUGCAGAGUUGGACAUAAGAAAAGGAACCACUGACAUUAGCUUCAUUGACCCUCUGGUACUCGGCAGGACAUUUUUCAAUGUUAUAAAUGACGCUGUUGGUGGAAUAAUGGGCUACAUCCAGGAAAUACUCUGUGCCAUAUUAGACACCGUGCUUGAUAUUUCUAAAGGAACAGCAGACAUCAGCUAUGCCGACCCUGUGGUCAUUGGCAGGAAUUUUUUCAGUUUCACAAAUGAUGCUGUGAGUGGAAUAGUGGGCUACAUUCAGGACAUACUUUGUGCUAUUUUAGAUACCAUAUUGGAUAUCUUUAAAGGAACCAUUGACAUCAGAUUUGUUGACCCAGUGGUCAUUGGCAGAAAUAUAUUCCAUAUUCUUAAUGAAUUUGUGAGUGAAAUCACAGGAUACAUCCAGAAUGUGCUUUGUGUUAACUUGGAUGUGGUACUGGACACAUUAAAAGAAAUCCAGGAGGCUGUGGGAUUCAGCCCCUUAACAGCUCUGAAGACAACAGCAGAAAUGAUCAAAGAACAAAUCAACAUAAUAAUAAGCUACCUCUCCACAACGCUAAUAGGUGAACAAGCGAUCAUUCCAGACGUUUCUGUGGACCCGAUGAAAGUUGUUGAGGAUGCAGUGUUGGAAUUUACCGACAAGAAGGAGUUGUUCUUGGGUUACAUGUCAAGUAUGCUUGGCGGGGAUCAAGGUGAGCCUGUCACUCCUCCGGUUGUAAAUGUUGUCACUGAAAAAGAAAGCUCUGAAACUGUUGUUUCUCCAUCCGAUAUCAAUCUGGUGAGAAAGAAAGGGGAAUUUCUACCUCCGCUUGAAAAAGUUGCAGAGAUGAUGCAUGCUGUCGAAGAUGAGGCUUCCUCUGCUGCAGUUGAGGCUGAGGCUGAAGAGGCCACUGGAGCUGCCGGUGAAGCAAGAGUGACCAAAGCAGAGGAAGAUGAGGUGAAACAUAUUGAAGAAAUGCAACGCAAGCUUUCACUGAAAGAGGAAAUCAUAGAUGUUGAAUUUGAGAAGGACAGAACUGUCGAAGAAGAAGAGACUGUAGAUGAGAUUCCAUCAAAGCAAGAUGCAGAACAACUAGUGCAUGAGGAAGGCCAAGAGGAAGAAGAAUGGAAAUUAAAAACAGGACAAGAACAAGAGGAGAAUGAAGUUAAAAUAGAGGAUAUCUUGGUAGAAGAAGAAGAUAAAGAGACACCAAAAAAAGAGGAAGAGUUGGAAGACCAAGAGGAGGAAGAGGAGAAACAUAAGAUUGAAGCAAUAGUAGAAGAUAAAUUAGAGAAACAAGAGCAGGAACCUAAAACUAAGGAGGCUUUGGUAGAGGGUGAGGAGACUGAGGUGAAGGAAGAAAUAAAAAGGGAAGGCAUGGCACAAGAUCAGGAGAAAGAAGAGGAAUCCAAAGCCGACGAGGAAUUAAUUGACAGUGAUGGGGAAGAUGACAGAACUCUGUAUGAAGGUGGUGAAGAAGGUUUAGAAAAACAGCCUUCAGUUCAACAACUUGACCUUCUGCUAUCCAAAACCCCUGUUAACGACAGUGCUGGACCCGAGUCUGGUGAACACAAAGAGGAAAAAGUAGGAAUAUCUCCAGCAUCUGAUUACACUGAAGAUUAUACUGAACUAAAGCAUGAUCAUGAUGAAAACAACAACAACAGCGAGACCAAAAAGGCUAAACCUGAACUAAAGAGGAAGACUCAGAUUCCUUUUGAAAAGCAGAAGAAAGCUGACUCCAAAACGCCACUAAAGGAACACAUUGACCGGUAUAAGACAGAAGACACGUCUGUUAAGAAGCCUCCAAAAAAUAGAGUUAAAGAAAAGGAAGCUCCAAUUCUUGAAAAGAAAAAGGAUCUCAAAGACAAACAAGAAGAAGGUGAAAUUCCAAAAGAAAAAAUAAAGAUAGAAAGACCUACCAAAGGAAAAAAAGAUGAAAGGCAGCCUCCCACAGAAGAAAUAAAGGUCAAGAUGUCUCGCAAAGAAGAAAUAAAGGUUGAAAAACCGUCCAAAGAAGAAGCAAAGGUCCCAAAGUCUGUCAAAGAAGAAGACAAGGCCAAGAAGCUUUCAAAAGAAAAAAUAAAGGUUGAGAAGCCUUCCAAAGAAGAAAUAAAGGUAAAGGCUGAGAAGCCUUCCAAAGAAGAAAUCAGGGUCAAGAAGCCUGUCAAAGAAGGAGAAAAGGCCAAGAGGCUUCCUGAAGAAAAAAUAAAGAUAGAAAGACCUACCAAAGGAAAAAAAGAUGAAAGGCAGCCUCCCACAGAAGAAAUAAAGGUCAAGAUGCCUCGCAAAGAAGAAAUAAAGGUUGAAAAACCGUCCAAAGAAGAAGCAAAGGUCCCAAAGUCUGUCAAAGAAGAAAACAAGGCCAAGAAGCUUCCAACAGAAAAAAUAAAGGUUGAGAAGCCUUCCAAAGAAGAAAUCCAGGUAAAGUCUGAGAAGCCUCCCAAAGAAGAAGUCAAGGUCAAGAAGCCUGUCAAAGAAGAAGAGAAGGCCAAGAGGCUUCCUGAAGAAAAAAUAAAGGUUGAGAAACCUCCCAAAGAAGAAAUAAAGGUUGAGAAACCUCCCAAGGAAGAAAUCCAGGUAAAGGCUGAGAAGCCUCCCAAAGAAGAAGCACAGAUCAAGAAGCCUGUCAAAGAAGAAGAGAAGGUCAAGAAGCUUCCUGAAGAAAAAAUAAAGGUUGAGAAACCUCCCAAAGACGUAAUACAGGUUGAGAAACCUCCCAAAGAAGAAGUCAAGGUCAAGAAGCCUGUCAAAGAAGAAGUGAAGGCCAAGAGGCUUCCUGAAGAAAAAAUAAAGGUUGAGAAACCUCCCAAAGAAGAAAUAAAGGUUGAGAAACCUCCCAAGGAAGAAAUCCAGGUAAAGGCUGAGAAGCCUCCCAAAGAAGAAGUCAAGGUCAAGAAGCCUGUCAAAGAAGAAGAGAAGGCCAAGAGGCUUCCUGAAGAAAAAAUAAAGGUUGAGAAACCUCCCAAAGAAGAAAUAAAGGUUGAGAAACCUCCCAAGGAAGAAAUCCAGGUAAAGGCUGAGAAGCCUCCCAAAGAAGAAGCACAGAUCAAGAAGCCUGUCAAAGAAGAAGAGAAGGUCAAGAGGCUUCCUGAAGAAAAAAUAAAGGUUGAGAAACCUCCCAAAGACGUAAUACAGGCUGAGAAACCUCCCAAAGAAGAAAUAAAGCUAGAAAUGCUUCCCAAACAAGAAAUAAAAGUUGAGAAGACUCCAAAAGACGAAAUUAAGGUUGAUAAGCCUCCAAAAGCGGAAAUUAAGGUUGAGAAGCCCCCACAAGAAGAAAUAAAGGUUGAGAAACCUCCCAAAGAAAAAAUAAAGGCUGAGAAGCCUCCCAAAGAAGAAGCACAGAUCAAGAAGCCUGUCAAAGAAGAAGAGAAGGUCAAGAGGCUUCCUGAAGAAAAAAUAAAGGUUGAGAAACCUCCCAAGGAAGAAAUCCAGGUAAAGGCUGAGAAGCCUCCCAAAGAAGAAGUCAAGGUCAAGAAGCCUGUCAAAGAAGAAGAGAAGGCCAAGAGGCUUCCUGAAGAAAAAAUAAAGGUUGCGAAACCUCUCAAAGAAGAAAUAAAGGUUGAUAAACCUCCCAAGGAAGAAAUCCAGGUAAAGGCUGAGAAGCCUCCCAAAGAAGAAGUCAAGGUCAAGAAGCCUGUCAAAGAAGAAGAGAAGGCCAAGAGGCUUCCUGAAGAAAAAAUAAAGGUUGAGAAACCUCCCAAGGAAGAAAUCCAGGUAAAGACUGAGAAGCCCCCCAAAGAAGAAGCACAGAUCAAGAAGCCUGUCAAAGAAGAAGAGAAGGUCAAGAGGCUUCCUGAAGAAAAAAUAAUGGUUGAGAAACCUCCCAAAGACGUAAUACAGGUUGAGAAACCUCCCAAAGAAGAAAUAAAGCUAGAAAUGCUUCCCAAACAAGAAAUAAAGGUUGAGAAGCCUCCAAAAGAAGAAAUUAAGGUUGAGAAGACCCCACGAGAAGAAAUAAAGGUUGAGAAGCCUCCCAAAGAAGAAGCAAAGGUCGUAAAGCCUGUCAAAGAAAUGAAGGCCAAAAAGCUUCCAAAACAUAAAAUACAGUUUAAGAAACCUCCAAAAAAAGAAAUAAAGGUCAAGAAGCCCCGAAAAGAAGAAAUUAAGGUUGAUAAACCUCCCAAAGCACAAAUAAAGGCAGUGAAACAAGAGAAAAAAGAACCGAAGCCUCCUAAACCAACAAAAGAGUCAGAAAAGCCUAAGAAAGAACAGAAGGAAGAAAAGAAACCCCCUAAAGAAAAGAAAGAGGAAAAGAAACUUCUCAAAGAAGAAAUAAAGGUUGAGAAGCCUCCUAAAAAAGAAACAGUGGUCAAGAAGUCUCCCAAACAUGAAAUAAAGGUAAAGAUGCCUCUCAAAGAAGAGGCAAAGGUCCUAAAGCCUCUCGAAGAAGAAAUGAAGAUGAAGAAGCCCCCAAAAGAAGAAAGAAAGGUUAAGAAGUCUCUAAAAGAAGAAAUAAAGGUUGAGAAACCUCCCAAAAAAGAAAUUCAGGUUGAAAAACUUCCAAAAGUAAAAGUAAUGGUCAAAAAGCCUCCCAAAGAAGAAAUAAAGGUUGCGAAACCUCCCAAAGAAGAAAUAAAGGUUGAGAAACCUCCAAAAGAAGAGAUAAAGGUCAAGAAAACUCCAAAAGAAGAAAUAAAGGUUGAGAAACAUCCUAAAGAAGAUAUAAAGAUCAAGAAGUCUCUACAAGAAGAAAUAAAGAUCAAAACGCCUCCACAGGAGGAAAUAAAAGUUGAGAAGCCUCCCAAAGAAGAAAUAAAGGUUGAGAAACCUCCCAAAGAAGAAAUGAAGGUCAAGAGGCCUCGAAAAGAAGAAAUAAAGAUUGAGAAACUCACCAUGGAAGAAAUAAAGAUUGAAAGACCUCCCAAAGAAGAAAUAAAGGUUGAGAAACCUCCAAAAGAAGAAAUAAAGGUAAUGGUUGAGAAUCGUUCCAAAGAAGAAACAAAACUCCCAAAGCCUGUCAAAGAAGAAGAGAAGGCCAAAAAGCUUCCUAAAGAAAAAAUAAAGGUUGAAAAGCCUCUAAAAGAAGAAAUAAAGGUCGACAAACCUCCCAAAGCAGAAGCAAAGGUUAAGAAGCAUGUCAGAGAAGAAGUGAAGGCCAAGAGGCUACCUGAAGAUAAAAUAAAGGUUGAGAAACCUUCCAAAGAAGAACUAAAGGUCAAGAAGACUCCACAAGAAGAAAUAAAGGUUGAGAGACAUCCUAAAGAAGAUAUAAAGAUCAAAAAGUCUCUAAAAGUAGAAAUAAAGAUCAAAAAGCGUCCACAAGAGGAAAUAAAAGUUGAGAAGCCUCCCAAAGAAGAAAUAAAGAUUGAGAAACCACUCAAAGAAGUAAUAAAGCUCAAGAAGCCUUUAAAAGACGAAAUAGAGAUCGAGAAGCCUCCCAAAGAAGAAGCGAUGGUUAAGAAGCCUGUCAGAGAAGAAGAGAAGGCCAAGAGGCUACCUGAAGACAAAAUAAAAGUUGAGAAACCUCCCAAAGAAGAACUGAAGGUCAAGACACCUCCAAAAGAAGGAAUAAAAGUUGAGAAACCUCCCAAAGAAGAAAUUAAGGUCAAGAAGCCUCCACAAGAAAUAAAGGUCAAGAAACAUCCUAAAGAAUAUAUAAAGGUCAAGAAGCCUAUAAAAGACGAAAGAAAGGUUGAUAUGCCUCCCAAAGAAGAAAUUAAGGUCAAGAAGCCUCCACAAGAGGAAAUAAAGCUUGAGAAACCUCCACAAGAAGAAAUAAAGGCUGAUAAAAUUCCCAAAGAUGAUAUAAAGGUAGAAAAACGUUCCAAAGAAGAAAUAAAGGUCAAGAAGCAUCCACAAAAAGACAUAAAGGUCGAGAAACAUCCUAAAGAAGAUAUAAAGGUACAGAAACAUCACAAAGAAGAAAUAAAGGUUGAGAAGCCUCCUAAAGAAGGAAUUAAGGUCAAGAAGCCUCCACAAGAAGAAAUAAAGAUCCAGAAACAUCCUAAAGAAGAAAUAAAGAUCAAGAAGCCUAUAAAAGAAGAAACAAAGGUUAAGAAGCCUCCUAGAGACGAAAUAAAGGUCAAGAAGCCCCAACAAGAAGAAAUAAAAGUUGAGAUGCCUCCCAAAGAAGAAAUUAAGGUCAAGAAGUCUCCACAAGAGGAAAUAAAGGUCAAGAAACAUCCUAAAGAAGAUAUAAAGGUAGAGAAACAUCACAAAGAAGAAACAAAGGUUGAGAAGCCUCCUAAAGAAGAAAUUAAGGUCAAGACGCCUCCACAAGAAGAAAUAAAGAUCCAGAAACAUCCUAAAGAAGAUAUAAAGGUUGAGAAACAUCCUAAAGAAGAUAUAAAGGAAGAGAAACAUCACAAAGAAGAAAUAAAGGUUGAGAAGCCUCCUAAAGAAGAAAUUGAGGUCAAGAAGCCUCCACAAGAAGAAAUAAAGAUCCAGAAACAUCCUAAAGAAGAUAUAAAGGUAGAGAAACAUCCCAAAGAAGAAAUAAAGAUCAAGAAGCCUCUAAAAGAAGAAAUAAAGGUUAAGAAGCCUCCUAAAGAUGAAAUAAAGGUCAAGAAGCCCCAACAAGAAGAACUAAGGGUUGAGAUGCCUCCCAAAGAAGAAAUUAAGGUCAAGAAGUCUCCAGAAGAGGAAAUAAAGGUCGAGAAACAUCCAAAAGAAGAUAUAAAGGUAGAGAAAUAUCACAAAGAAGAAAAAAAGGUUGAGAAGCCUCCUAAAGAAGAAAUUAAGGUCAAGAAGCCUCCACAAGAAGAAAUAAAGAUCGAUAAACAUCCUAAAGAAGAUAUAAAGGUCAAGAAGCCUAACAAAGGCGAAAGAAAGGUUGACAAACCUUCCAAAGAAGAAGCAAAGGUGAAGAAGCAUGUCAGAGAAGAAGAGAAGGCCAAGAGGUUUCCUGAAGAAAAACUAAAGGUCGCGAAACCUUCCAAACAAGAAAUAAAGGUCAAGAAGCCUCCUAAAGAGGAAAUAAAGGUCGAAAAACAUCCCAAAGAAGGAAUAAAGUUGAAGAAGCCUCUAAAAGAAGAAAAAAGGGUUGAGAUGCUUCCCAAAGAAGAAAUUAAGGUCAAGAAGCCUCCACAAGAACAAAUAAAGGUCGAGAAACAUCCUAAAGAAUAUGUAAAGGUAGAGGAACAUCCCGAAGAAGAAAUAAAGAUUAAGAAACCUCUAAAAGAAGAAAUAAAGGUUAAGAAGCCUCCCAAAGAAGAAAUUAAGGUCAAGAAGCCUCCACAAGAGGAAAUAAAGGUUGGGAAACAUCCUAAAGAAGAAAUAAAGGCUGAGAAGCCUCCCAAAGAAGAAAUAAAGGUAAAGAAGCCUCCACAAGAGGAAAUAAAGCUUGAGAAACCUCCACAAGAAGAAAUAAAGGAUGAUAAAAUUCCCAAAGACGAUAUAAAGGUAGAAAAACCUUCCAAAGAAGAAAUAAAGGUCAAGAAGCCUCCACGAAAAGAAAUAAAGGUCGAGAAACGUCCCAAAGAAGAAAUAAUGGUCAAGAAGCCUCGAAAAGAAGAAAUAAAGGUUGAGAAGCCUCCCAAAGAAGAAAUACAGGUCAAGACGUCUCCACAAGAGAAAAUUAAAGUUGAUAAACCUCCCAAAGACAAAAUAAAGGUCAAGAAGCCUCCACAAGAAGAAAUAAAGGUCGAGAAGUCUCCCAAAGAAGAAAUAAAGGUCAAGAAGCCUCUAAAAGAAGAAAUACAGUUAAAGAAGCCUCCCAAAGAAGAAAUAAAGGUCAAGAAGCCCCCACAAGAAGAAAUAAAGGUCGAGAAGCCUCCCAAAGAAGAAAUAAAGGUUGAGAAACCUCCCAAGGAAAAAAGAAAGGUCAAGAUGCCUCCAAAAGAAAAAAUAAAGUUCAAAAAGUCUCCACAAGAGGAAAUAAAAAUUGAGAAGGCUCCCAAAGAAGAAAUAAGGGUCAAGAAGCCUCGAAAAGAAAAAAUAAAGGUAGAGAAGCUUCCCAAAGAAGAAGCAAAGGUCCCAAAGCAUCCUAAAGAAGAAAUAAAGGUCAAGACACCUCCAAAAAAAGAACAAACGGUUGAGAAACCUCCUAAAGAAGAAAUAAUAGUAAAGGCUGAGAAACCUCCCAAAGAAGAAGCAAAGGUCCCAAAGCCUCUGAAAGAAGAAAUAAAGGCCAAGAAGCCUCCCAAAGACGAAAUAAAGGCUGAGAAGUCUCCUAAAGAGGUCACAGUCGUCAAAAAGUCUCCCAAAGAAAAAAUAAUGGUCAAGAAGCCACCCAAAGAAAAGCAGCAAGAUAAGAAAGUUGUGGAAGAAAAAAUAAAGGUUGGGAAGCCUCCAAAAGAAGCAACAAAGGCCGUGAGGCCUCCCAAAGAGAAGAAAGAAGAAAAUACACUUGUCAAAGAAGAAAUAAAGAUUGAGAAACUUCCCGAAGAGAAGAAAGAAUUUAAGAAAUCUGCCAAACUGGAAACAAAGGCAAAGAAGACUCCAAAAGAACAAAUGGUCGAUAAGAGAGAACAAACUAAACUUUCAACAGAAGGAAAAUCUGAGCGAAAACGCCCAACAGAAAAAAGAGAAGUAAAGAAACCUAAAGAAGACAUCAAGCCCAAAAGAACAAUUAAGCGGGAGUUUGCAUCUGUCCUCAGGAAGGAUCAUCUUAAUGUAACAAAACCUGAAACAGCUCCAAUCAAAACCAAAAAGAUGCCGACAGUGAAAAAGCUGGAAAUGCCAGACAGAAAUGUGUCCAUGACAAAGACAAAAGUGAAGGCUGUUCCAUUGAGGAAAGUUCCUGUGGCUCCAAAAGAAAAAGUGAAAGUGGAAAAAGUAGAAAAAUUUGCUGAGGUUCUUAAGGAGAAGAAGGUUGAACCAAUCACUCCCAAGAAAGCAACUGUUAUUAAGGAAAAACCAACACCUGCUGAAAAGAAGAAAGAAAAAGUUGUUCUGAAGAAGACCACUAAGCAAGAAGUUAAAGAAGACAGAGUUCUUAAAGAGAAACAGGAGCCGGCAAAGACAGGAAAACCUGGGGAGAAGAAGGUUGCCAGGGAGGAGAAGGCUGAAGAAAAGCUUAUGGACAGCUUUCCCAUGGAUGAUGAGCUGCCGUACUUCCAGUGUUUCUUCCUGGAUGAGGAUGAGGCGCAGUUUCCGUUUUACGCCUUCUCCCCUCUGCACAUUUAACUCCUAGUCUUUAUCUAAUCUUACGUUACCUUACUGAUAAUGACAUGGUCCUAUCAGACCCUGGGCUGCAGGGAAAUGGCAGCACCUGUUUACUGGUCCAACUGGAGGUCAGAGCAGGACAUCAGGGUAAACUGUGAAGGACUGAUUUUAUUUAUGUGUUUUCAGGCCUGGUUGAGCUCUCUUUUUGAAUACAUGAAUACAGUGGCAUUGCCUUUAUCUUUUAUUUCCAUUUCUUUCCACAACAAAUUGCAUUGCAGUAAUAUUUGCAAAUCUUUUGCAAAUCACUUUCCUAGGACUCAGUCUAUAUAGAAAAAGCCUAUACGGCUGCAGAAAAUAAUUCAUUUUGAUGCAGUACUACAAGGUUAAAUAUUUGUAACUAUUCUCUAUCUUCAUCUUGUCAUCAUCUCACUAAUUUUAAGGUUUUUUUUUCCAAAACAAAUUCCUCUUACCAUAUUUUUUAGGUUAUGUGUAGUAGAUCAGUUAUGAGAUGGAAUGACCACGCGUUGCAUCUGAGAGCUCCCAGACUGAAUGGCAGGAUGAUACCUGCAAUUAAGUUUUAUUUAAUAGAACCAUCUGCACCAAGUGCUUGUUUAAACAUUGGUGCUACUACAUGUCCUGAACUCUCAGGUUUGAGUUUAGGUUGGUUUUGUGAUGGUUUUUACCAUCUGGUCUCUGUAAUUCCUUGACUGUCCAAACAUAUGACAUUGUUACCGGCUGUUUAUUUGUGUACACAAAGAAGAAACUUGAUAUAUUUGGGGUAAGUAGGUUCUUUUGUACUUAAGCCCAGGUAAAUUUGUCUGUGUUUUGCUAUGUACAUAUAACAAUGCAAACCUAUUAAAUGCAUCUUACAAUACAGUGGAGACCUGUGUCAUAACCUGAGCAGGAAACAUCCUGAUAGUGAGAUGUUUACUGAGGGCUAAACCUGACAUUGGUUAUGCAGUAACAACUGAUUUGCAUAUCCAUUGCUUCUGAUAAGCAAUGUUAGUGACUGCAUGGUUGAUUUCAUGCAGAGACUUAAAUAUUUUCUGAGCUGCGGUCCUACUUUGACCUGGCAACACAGAAUUUUUGAGAUGCUCACAGAAUGAGCCUCACCAGCUGCAUAUGGUUCAAUGGAUUUUGCACCAUAUGCUGCACAGAAGACAGGAGUGUUCUGAUUUAAGGCACCAAACCUGAGUCAAAUGUAAAACUACAUCCAGCUUCAAAUUAAAUUAAUAGUCUAAGAAUGGGGCAAACUUUGCAGCUUUCCAGUAAAUUAAACUGUAAAAGCUACGAUUUAGAGCGAUGUUUAAAAAAUACUCAUAAAAGAUGUGGUUGGUUUGUCCAUAUGUGACAGUGAGUUGUCCUCUCUUUGGAUAUUGUAGAAGAAUGUGCAAUACUUAGUAUUUGACGAUCCCAUUGGUUUUAUGGUAUCUUUGGGAUGUCAGUCUUUUAAUAACCUGUGCAUGUUGCGUGUGUGUUUUAUGCUCUCAGAUGUUGAGCCUACAUGAUGUUUUCCUCCUAAUUAAAACCUAAAUAAUAGCAGGAAUGCUUGAAGCUUUCAAGUAAUUUGGAACCAGAAACACAGUUUAUUUGACAAACAUAAUGUAAAUAGUUUAAUAAACAAAAUAAAAAUGUUUAUUUUAUCUUGAACCAUUACCACUGGAACUGCAUUUUCCCUGCUGUAAAAUUGUAUGUUUAAAGUUGUCAGGCAUGCCCUCAGUAUAUUUGACAAUAGAAACAGUCACUGUCAUUUAACUGUCAUUUAAACAUUGUACUGUAAAUUUUUUUUCCUUCAGGAUUCCAACCACGACAUCUAUAACAAUGACAAUAAAGUAUGUUUUUUUAGGUGGCA
Molecule: messenger RNA, 11800 nt
Organism: Girardinichthys multiradiatus
Lineage: Eukaryota; Metazoa; Chordata; Actinopteri; Cyprinodontiformes; Goodeidae
Product: titin-like
Exons: 28
Coding region: 388-9969 (3193 amino acids)
Cellular component (GO): sarcoplasmic reticulum; membrane
Molecular function (GO): signaling receptor binding
Source: RefSeq, a predicted model, not a curated record